This is a messenger RNA of Misgurnus anguillicaudatus (oriental weatherfish), 2282 nucleotides long. RefSeq lists its product as uncharacterized. The record is from RefSeq and is a predicted model, not a curated record. Gene Ontology annotation, biological process: regulation of transcription by RNA polymerase II. NCBI's taxonomy places the organism in Eukaryota, Metazoa, Chordata, Actinopteri, Cypriniformes, Cobitidae. Gene Ontology annotation, molecular function: RNA polymerase II cis-regulatory region sequence-specific DNA binding; DNA-binding transcription factor activity, RNA polymerase II-specific.
UUUAAAAUACUAAAAUUAUAUAAAUGUUACUUUUGUGGUCACGAAAAAUGUAUCAAAGCUGUUGUCUAUUCAAUCCUGUUGAAAUAAUGCGUUUGUGCUCUAUGAUAGGGUGUUUUCAAACGUUAUCCUUGCUUAAGGACGACCCCCACGUUUUAUGAACCUUUACCGAUGGACAUCUUAUAUAUCCAUAAAUUUGUGAAUAAACAUGUAAACUAGAUAGACAAAUUGUAAUUGUGAUAAACACAGCAAAUUGUUUACAAACUGAAAAAAUGGCUAAUGUUCAUCAUGAGCGAUCAGAUGAAUGUGGUGUGCUGUAAAUCAGUUGGAACUGAUCUAUCCAUGUUGGAUAUUGAGGAUAUGAUGACCGAGAACUUUCAGCUGAGGAAAGAGGUGGCGUUACUGCAGGCAAAGCUUGAGGAGUACGCUAAAGUGAACAAAAAGGAUGCAUCUGGUGUCUCUGUCUGUGGCUUCACUGAUCAAACAUCUACAAAGCUUCUUUUUUCUACCUGUAAUGAAGCCCAAAAUACAUCGGUGAACCUGCUGGACUGCGGGAUGGAGCUAAAACAAGAACCCACAGAAGAAGAAGAAGAACAGACAGAUGAAGGUGGUUUGAUUUAUUUAGACCCGUCAGAAGUGAGGGAGGACAUUUCUGAACAGGAUGAAAUAGAUGAGAAACCUUAUCAUGUAAUACUUGUAGAAGAUUCCCUGAGCUACUUACAGACUCUAUCACCUGAAAAAUCUCAACAAACAAAAGUUAAAGAUUCUCUUAAGUGUCCACAGUGUGGAAGGAUCUUCACUCGUAAAAACCACCUUUCCAUACACAUGCGAAUUCACACUGGAGAAAAGCCUUUCAGAUGUGACCAGUGUAGUAAGGCUUUUAUUCGUAAGUAUGACUUAAAUGUGCACAUGCGGAUUCACAGCGGAGUUAAGCCUUUCAUAUGUGGCCAGUGUGGAAAGACCUUCAUACGAAAUUCUGACCUCAGUGUGCACAUGCAAGUUCACAAUGAAGACAAGCCCUACGGAUGUGACCAGUGUGAUAAGACCUUCCAUCGUAAGUAUGACUUAAACGUGCACAUGGGAGUUCACACUGGAGAGAAUCCUUACAGAUGUGACGUGUGUGGAAAGAACUUUACUCGUAAGAGCAACAUUAAUGUGCACAUGCAUAGUCAUACUGGAGAAAAGCCUUACAGAUGUGACCUGUGUGGAAAGGCCUACACUUGUAAGAGCAACCUUACUUUGCACAUGCGAAUUCACACUGGAGAAAAGCCAUACAGAUGUGAGCAGUGUGGAAAGACCUUCACUCGUAAAAACAUCCUUUUUAUGCAUAUGCGAACUCACACGAGAGAGAAGCCUGAACUAGAGUAAAAAUUUCCUUCAAUUCUGUAUUAUUAACAUUUGAAAGCUUACAAUUGUCCACAUUGACAAAUUAUUACAUAAAGUAUGUAAAAUGUCACUAGACCUUAUCAUGUUGUGUAUCAUACUAUGACACACUGUACAAUAUAAAGUAAUUGUAUUUUGUUGUAUACAAAUCACGACACCUUGACGCAAAUUAGGGCUAGAUUAAAAUACCCAACCUUGUUUCCUGUCCAAUAUUGACCCACCCAUGGGUUAAAAACAACCCAGCAUUUCUGUAUAGUUUCCGCUAUUAAAUAAGGUGCUCUUCAUAAUCUGUGUUUCUUUAUUAAUUGUUAGGCUUCAGGGCUCAACAUAAAGGACUGCACGGUGGCCCGGGGCAAGCGUGCGAGACAUUCGGGCCAGUAAAAAGUAUUGUCAUCAAUAUAUAUAAUUUAUCAUCUUUGCAAGCAGACAUUUACUUGGGUAAAACACGACGAAAGAAAUUAUGCAAUAUUUUGCACAGUUUGCUGUCAGUUUACAGGUAAAGCAGAAAAGUUUUUCGUUGGAACAUGUCUGUUGUAUACAAUUAUAUUUGACUUUUGAAUUAUUAUUUUUAAAUAUGUGAUAGACACUGAAUUUUUUUAAUUGGGGCAAGUGAAAAUUUUGGCAGGGCAAGUGAAAACCUGAACCACUGGCACGACCGGGCCAGUAUAAAAAAUUCUUUGCGUUGAGCCCUGGGCUUGUUUUGUGUUUUUAUGUAUGGUUAGGCUAACAAGGCCAUUGAGAAACAAUUGUCAUUGUUCUUCAUUUUCUUUGUUCAUUGACCUUUCAUCUUGAUGCUCAAGAAAACAUAUUGUUUAGAAGAAACAUUAGGUUGGUUUAAUGUUAUUAUAUAUUAUAAAGAUUUUUAUAUCUAUAUACAGUCAUAUAAAAUAAAAUAAAAUUUU